Molecule: messenger RNA, 1998 nt
Organism: Penicillium verhagenii
Lineage: Eukaryota; Fungi; Ascomycota; Eurotiomycetes; Eurotiales; Aspergillaceae
Product: putative manganese ion homeostasis (Fr)
Exons: 2
Coding region: 1-1998 (665 amino acids)
Biological process (GO): GPI anchor biosynthetic process
Cellular component (GO): endoplasmic reticulum
Molecular function (GO): hydrolase activity
Source: RefSeq, a predicted model, not a curated record
AUGAGUUACGCCUACCCACGCAAUAUAGGUGCUUCUACCCUUCCUUCUUUUACAUCUUCAAAAACUCCAACCGAUUUUGAUCGCCCAUGGAAUGGUCUUCAAGGAGUCGCAAAGCAGUGGAUCACGGAAGGAGCCAAUAAUAUUCGAAUGGUGAGACCUCGCGACAAACAUGAUCUCUGGAGGUCCGCAACACUUCUUUUCAAGCGCACAUUUACCAUUACCAAUGCUGUGAUUUUACUUUGGGUCUUCACGUUGUGGUGGGGGGAGCGAACGGUCUUUCGAGAAAGCAUAAAGGCUUGUGCUUGGGAGAACUGGGAGAGCUGGCCUCAAGGUGCAACACCGCAUCACGUCGCGUUUGUCGCUGACCCACAACUCGUCGAUCCUCAUACCUACCCCGGCCGCCCAUGGCCACUCUCAACCUUGACUGUACAGUAUACUGAUCAGUAUCUCCGUCGCUCAUUUUCGGCUAUUCAAAAUAACUUGGUUCCCGACUCAGUAUUAUUUCUUGGCGAUCUCUUCGACGGUGGGAGGGAGUGGGCUACCAGCACAACUACUAGUCCGGAGGAACGUUAUAAGGGGUACACAGAUUCUUUUUGGAAGAAGGAGUAUGUGCGCUUCAUGAAGAUCUUUUUGGAUCCUUGGCUCAAGCAAAACGAGUCUCCUGUGGAUGGACGCGGUCGUAAAUUGAUCGCAAGCUUGCCAGGAAACCACGAUUUGGGAUUUGGCAAUGGGAUUCAAGAGCCAGUACGAGAUCGCUUCGAGGCCUAUUUCGGACAAGGUAAUCGGUUGGAUGUCAUUGGAAACCACACUUUUAUUUCGGUGGACACGGUAUCUCUGAGUGCGAUGGACCAACCGGACCCCCAGACCGGCAGCUCCAGCUCCAGCUCCAGCUCCAGCGACGACAAUCUCCCUCGACCGAUUUGGAAAGAUUCAUAUGACUUCCUCAAUGACAUGCCUGCAUCCCGUGCAAAGGCUGAGAGGAAUGAACUCAGGAUGCUGCAAAACCAGCCCGAGGGCAUUCAGUUCGAUUAUCGCGUCGUAGAUGUGGUGGAACCCUCCAUGCAUCACAAUACUCCGGAGACUCCCCUGCAGCUCCCGACCAUUAUCCUCACACAUGUCCCCCUCUAUCGCAAACCAGGCACGCCCUGUGGUCCUCUUCGAGAGCACUACCCCCCUUCAUCGGCCACCGAGGAAUUGGAAGAGGAUGAACCCAAUUCGCUAAGAAUUGCGGGUGGUUAUCAGUAUCAGAAUGUACUGACUCCGAAAAUUUCGGCGGAGGUGGUUUCUAAAGCGGGGCCCAACGUGGUGCAAGUUUAUUCUGGGGAUGACCAUGACUACUGCGAAUUGAUCCAUCGAGAAUUCAACGGCUCUCCCAAUGAGAUUACCGUGAAAAGUAUAUCUUGGGCAAUGGGGGUUCGCCUACCUGGUUUUCUGAUGACUAGUCUAUGGAAUCCUCUUGACCCAGCGACUGGAGAGCCCACCCUGAAGGGAUCCUCCCCGACCAUCCAAAACCACCUGUGUCUUCUUCCCGACCAACUCGGUAUUUUCAUUCACUACGCGUGUACCUUGCUGUUCAGCGUUGCAGUUUUGUUCAUUACUUCUGUCUACCAUGCAUUUAUUGCCCCGGUGCCAACCUCAUCUAAUGGCUCGCUCCUUCCCCUCUCCGAAAAACGCCCAGAAAGUUCUCAUCGCCAGUGCCCAACAUCCGGUAUGUCCAGCUCCACUUUGUCUGGUCCAGGCGGCCUGGCUGGCCGUGGCGGGAGCACCGUCUUACCCCGCCGUUACUCCGGUGCUCAACCUUCCCAGCAUGCUUAUUGGGCCCUAGAUCAAGAUGAAUAUUUGACGAGUACGUCAAAGAACAAGGGACUUUACCGCCCAGCGCGGGCUCAUGGCUUCCGCCAAAAAUGUGGCCACUUGACUGGAGAAAUCCUCCAGUCCGUCCGGGUGGUUGGUCAGGUUGUCUUACCUAUUUAUUUCUUUUUGAUCUGGCGCUGGUAG